UGUAGAACGAGAAGUCGCAAAUAAUAACGUUAACGUUCACAUUGAUCCACGUGUCUAAAUCUCCCGCUCCGUCCAUCUAUCCGUUAACCCUAAUCUCUCUCUUCCUCUCUCUUUCUCUCUCUCUCUUCUGUAACUUCCGCCAUAGAACACAAACCGAAAUUAUUUCUUCGUGUCCAAUAAACAAAAAACAAAAAAAAAAAGGAGAAAAAAGUAAAUACACACAUUCAUUAUAGAGAAUGGGGAAGUUGCUAUGUGAUUCGACCACCGUCGCUGAACCAUUUCAAGGUUCGCCGGCGGCGGCGCUUCCUUGGAUAGACUCGAAAUCUCCGCCGCAAUUGGAAGCUAUCGGAGCAGUAGAUCUCGUCGUUCCGACGAAUCUAGCUAACGGCGCUUUUUCCGGCGGAUGGGAGGAUGUUGUCGGGUUGGAGGAGCUGCAAAGGCGUCAUCUCCAAAAGCUUCAUGCUAAGGGAGUGUUAUGGAAGCCUCCGGAGAACGAGGAUUCUUCUUCCUCUUCGCCGUCGUCUUCUGAUCUCAGAUCUGUCGUGUUCCGACUCUCUCACGGCGGCGAGGUUUCUUCCGAUGGAAACUGUUUAUUCACAGCGUCGCGGAAGGCGAUGGAAUUGGAGGACGUUGAUGCGAAGGAGUUGAGACGGAGGACGGUGGCGAGAUUCUUGAAAGAUCUUGGAUCUGUGAGUUUUGAGGAGAGAGAAGCGAUCGAUGACGCAAUUCGGCACAUGUAUUCUCCAGAUCUGAAGUUUGGUUGGGGGAUUCAUGUUGUUCAGGAGGUGAAGUUGUUGGCAAAGAAGGAGGAUAGAUUUUCUCUUGAUUCAGCCAUCGACGAACUCGUUCAUCUCGGCAUGCAAAGAGAAUUGGCGGCGGAGUCUAUUUACAAAGAGAGGUGUAUUCCUGUGACCGAUGGUCCAACUUGGGCCAAAUACAUGUUGAUCUCCGGUUCACCCGAUGAUGAAUAUGAUAUCAUCACUUUGCAAUAUACUGAGGAGGGUUUAUUAUCUGUAGAUGAGAAUAGAGAGGGCCGUGCUGCCGCUUUCGGAGACGAUAUUGCAAUUGAGUGUCUUGCUACAGAGUUCAAGCGUGAGAUAUAUGUGGUGCAAGCGCAUGGUUCAGAUGCCAUGGUUGAUGAAGAAAAUUGUGUUUUUUUCCUUCCGCAUCGUCCAAGGAGUGAAAUCGCAGAACUUCCCUUCUUCCUUUUCAUGAAAGGAACAGGUUGGUGCGGUGCUGGGGCUGACCACUAUGAGCCGUUGAUCGCUCAUCCUUCUGCCUUUGUUUCCCAAGAGAAGGUCGCCGUGGUACUGUGAGUGUGAGGCUUCCUUACCUGCAAUUUUGUGGAGUAGAGAUUGAGUAGAAUUAGAAUUUCUUCACCCUAUUUAUGGCCACUCUAGAAAUGUUUGGCCGCCAGCAAUCAAUCUGGUUCUUCCGAAGACUGCAUUUUGUCCCAAGGAGAAUCUCAUCGUGUGGCAUUUAUUUUGUUACUGACAUUUAGAAUCAAUCAUCUUUGACUCUCCUGACAUUUGACAAGCAGGUUUUUUCUCCUGUUUGCGCUACUCGUAGAGUAUUGUAAUAGUUUUCACCGGCUUUCCGUUUUGUUGUUCCUGUUAUUCAGUUGAUUAGAAAGGGUUUGUCUCGCCGUUUAGGUAGUGUGUUGUUAAAAUUGAAGAGUUGUAUCUCAGUGGAUUUCGUCACAGUAAUGAAGGAGGCUUUUUAUCUUGUCUUAUAUGAUCA
Molecule: messenger RNA, 1740 nt
Organism: Cicer arietinum (chickpea)
Lineage: Eukaryota; Viridiplantae; Streptophyta; Magnoliopsida; Fabales; Fabaceae
Source: RefSeq, a predicted model, not a curated record